Bursaphelenchus xylophilus (pine wood nematode) is the source of this 2862-nucleotide messenger RNA. NCBI's taxonomy places the organism in Eukaryota, Metazoa, Nematoda, Chromadorea, Rhabditida, Aphelenchoididae. The record is from the annotation of a GenBank genome assembly.
AUGUACACUGGAUUGAGGCUCAGGGGUCUUCAGCGGGCCGGCCGGGUUCAAAAAUGGAAAUUUGACAAACGGACAGGGGCCCCUAGGGGUGGCGAACGGGCCUCCUUUUUCAGAUUUCAGGCCCGGAUUUACAAAUUUCCAUUUGUGAUCUGAAGAAGUCCAGGAAAAAGUUCCUUAUUUUGGCCACAACAAAGGUACCCCGCGAACUGCGCCCAAGCUUGGGCACUAAAGUUAGGAAAAAACGCUUCGAUCUAGCUGGCACUGAAUUACUAUAAUAGCUCUAUAGUUUUAAGGGUACCUACGAAGGCUGUGACGACUCAUUUAGUUCCAUACGGAGGCAAUAAGUUUAGUUCCGGACAUGUUUCAUCGUAUAAAGUGUAAAAUCACAGGCUGCAGCCGUUUUUGAAGGGUAAGGUGGUACGUAAAAAGAAGGUACCUCACUAACUAAAUCCACUGUCCGGGCAUUCACAACGAUGAAUUGAGCGUGCACGCUAAAUUUGGGCUAAUUCCGACCAGUUUCCGCAAAGUUAUAAGUUGUGGCCAAAAUAAGGAACUUUUACCGAAGUCCAUAUUGAAAGACGUGUCCAGAGGUCCAUCCCUUUAUUUUACUUUGAAUUUCCAGGAUCAACUUAUCAUGGACUGCUUUGAAGAUGUGUUAUCUUCUCGGUACUGCAGUAAAAGUAAACUGAUGGAAUUUUUCUCUGAGAAAGCGAAGACCCAAACUUGGAGACAGUUAUGGAUUUGGUUGGCGGAAUCUGAGAAAGAGUUAGGACUUCCACAAAUAACGGAGGAAAUGAUCCAAGAAAUGAAAGACCAGAGGGAUAACAUAAAUUGGGAUAUGGUUCGUUCGGAGGAGAAGCGAUUAAAACACGAUGUGAUGGCUCAUAAUCACACUUUUGGAGCCGUAAGUGCAUUCUAAUGUUACAUUGCCUUAGUUUAGGUUUGCCCCAAAGCUGCUGGGAUUAUACACUUGGGAGCCACUUCAUGCUAUGUACAAGAUAAUGCAAAUCUGAUUGAACAACGUCUCGCUUUCGAUUAUAUCAUUACGAAGUAAGAGAGGUUUAAUUCUGUGAUGGUUGUUUUAGAUAUGCUAUUGUUAUGAGUCGUUUGGCAGACUUUGCUGAAAAAUGGAAGUUUACAGUAACUGUUGGGCGAACUCACUGGCAGACCGCAUCCCUUGUUACAGUCGGAAAAAGGGCGAUUCUUUGGCUCCAAGAACUAAAGAUGGCAUUUGACACGGUAUGUCACUAAAGUUUACACUCCGUUACGAAAGUGUCCCCGGAUGCUUCCGUUGGAAAGAGCGUGUGACAAAACCUAGUAGAGUGGGCAAUCCGAAAGUCCAACCUUAGUCGACCGGUCGGUAUAGACCAAGGAAAAAUUUUUGCCGUUUCAAAAGUGUUCCUUCCCCCUGACGUUUUUUGGGUAAUUUGGCUCUGAUUUUGAAUUGGCCUUCCCCCGUUUCAUUCCAUAGUGCUCCCUUUUGUACUAGAAAGUGUAUUACACCCAUUCCUGUCGCAUCUUAUCCAUGUAGUGCUUUUACGAGCCAUUUCAGACCUUGUAUCUAAGUGCCUCUUAUGAAAGAUAAUAUGCCAAACUUCACUUUCUAGUAGAACAGGGAGCACUAUGGAAUGAAACGGGGGUAGGCUAAUUCAAAAUCCGAGCCAAAUUGGCCAAAAAACUUCAGGGGUCGUGACAAUUUUGAAAAUGGCAAAAAUUCUUCUUUGGCCUAUACCGACCGGUCGACUAAGAUUGAACUUUCUGAUUGCCCACUCUAAUAGGUUUUGUCACACGCUCUAUCAAACGAUAGCAUCCGCUUUUACGUACCGCUCGCCAAAAUCUAGAAAUCGUGGGGGGUAGGGACACUUUCGCAACGGAUUGUGUCAUUUUAUUACUAGAUUGUGGAAACCCGAAACAAAGCCAGAUUCCGAGGAAUCAAGGGAGCUACUGGAACACAAGAUUCAUUUUUAACGUUAUUCAAGGGAGAUCAUCAGAAAGUCCUCCAACUCGAUGAAUUAGUUACCAAAAAAGCUGGUUUUGGCAAAAAGUUUUCAAUAUCUGGUCAAACCUAUAGCAGACAGCAAGAUAUUGAUCUGCUCUUCUGUUUGUCCAAAUUCGGAGCAGCCGCAGAGAAGGUGGCCAAAGACAUCAGAUUCCUUCAAAGUCAUGGCGAAAUACAGGAGCCUUUUGAGGAGAAUCAGAUUGGAAGUUCGGCGAUGCCUUACAAGAAGAAUCCAAUGAAAUGUGAAAGAGUAUGUUCACUGGCUCGACAUCUACGUAAUAUGGUUCUCGUAAGUUUUAUCUUUUGUUACUUUAUCCUUGUAGGAUGGAUUAAGCACAUUGGCCGAUCAGGGAAUCGAAAGGACAUUGGAUGACUCGGCUAAUCGAAGAAUUGUGAUUCCACGGGCGUUCCUCUUAUCCGACGCCAUUUUGAGCAUAUUGCAGGUAUAAAAAUAUUGUCGUCGUAUAAAAAUAGUUUAGAAUGUGUUCGAAGGAUUGCACGUUCCAGUAGAAAGUGUAAAAAGAAACGUGGAACAAGAACUUCCAUUCUUAGCCUUAGAGAAGGCCCUAAUGCUCCUGACAGAGCACGGAGUCAGCCGACAAGAGGCUCACGAACACAUCAGGUCAACUGCCCUGGAGUGUAAACAACGUCAGGCUCAUGGUCCAGUCACUUUAAAUGAUACUCUGGCUAGCGACUUCUUCUCUCCUGUUAGAGAAGCUGUCCUCAAGUUGGGUUCCGAUCCAUUGAAUUUUGUGGGAAGAUGCCAGGAACAACAAGAACAGUAUUUAAAGGAGGAGUUCUAUCCUUCUGUUAAUUAUUAUCUACAGGAGAUCAAAAUUGAACCUUCUCACUUAGACGUUUAA